Closterium sp. Yama58-4 is the source of this 561-nucleotide messenger RNA. Lineage: Eukaryota; Viridiplantae; Streptophyta; Zygnematophyceae; Desmidiales; Closteriaceae. The record is from the annotation of a GenBank genome assembly.
AUGGCAAACCAAGCUAGUAGCUUCCCAAGCAGCCAUGGCAAACGUGUCUUUUCUGCGAUCCGCGUUCGUCGUUGCUGUGCUGCUCUCUCUCUCACCUGCAGCGCCAUCGCCGGCCGCCAUCUGCUCCAGCUGAAGGGCACUCUGAAAAGCUUUAAGGCAUAUUCCAAGCUGUACACUCCUAAUUAUGUUUUGGGAGGCAUGGCCACGCUGACUGCUGAAAUCGCGGCCACUACCCAGUCCACCUACUUAGAGAUCAGCGUUCGUGGGGUGCCCACCGAGUCGACUCCCACAUUCACCAACCCCGCCUACUAUUACACCGCCUCUGGCGAACAAGUGGCUGAGUUUCCGUGCACAUUCCAGCGAGACGCAAAAAGCGGCAAUUACCUCUGCACCGCUACAGAAAAUGCUGCACUCACAACUGCGUACGAGCCUGUCGGCAACGUCAAGAAGUUAAUCGACGCUAAAGUGCUCACGGAACCCAAGGCCUUAUUUUUUUCGUUCAAAGUUGAUGACGUGCUCGUGACAGCGAAUAUCUUGGUGGCUCCUAAGUGGUAUUACUAA